AUGCUAGAGUCGUCUGCAAAUACUAUCUCAGUCUAUUCGCCCUUGCAAUCUGGCUCCGAUCAUCCUCUGGAGUCUUCGAAGAGUGGCGUCGAUAUGAGCCACUCAUUCGGAAAAGAAAUAGCAGGAAGCAAACAUCUCGGUUCUGGCUACGCACCUAGCCCUCUCAUGUCCUCAAAGCUGGGGAAUAAGCAGCCUUCAACUGGUGGGCUCGACGAGUCCUCAAGCAAGAAAAUGGACCCUGUUCAAACCGGUAUGGACAAGAUACUUGCAAAAUUAGCCUCCAAUUCGCAGUCCGCUGGAAAGACGACAUCUUUGCCUCGAGGCAUGGCUGGAAAAUUAGAUGACCAGCAGCCGUUGCAGACGAUGGACAAAACUCGUGAAUCACGCUCUGUCAGCACCCCCCCUCAAAGCAGCAACCAGGAUCGGUCGAUCUUCGUUAGGGCUACCGCGAGCCAAGCCACGGUGGUUUCUGCUCAGGCUCCCAGCAUGCAUGACACUAUGAACGAGAGAUCUGGAAUCGAUGCAACUGAAAUGAUUCGUUUGCAGCGAGAACUGAUUGCAGCCAACUCGCGUAUUGCACAGCAAGAACAAGAACUGGCAGAGACCCGUGUCAUUCAACAUACUUUGGAUCAGGCCCUUGGUCCACCAUCUGAAGCUGAAUUCGUCGAUCAUGACACCGCCCACCAGAAAGCUCGGGAUCUUCAAACCAUAUUCAACGCCUCUGCAAAGGGGUUCAACCAAGACCAUGAUAUCUGGACGCAAGAUGAUGCUCACUCGGACAUUUCUGAAUCUUUCUCAGCUGGAGCGUACAAUGCCAACCGAAACUUGUGGAGUCUGCCCACCCAGGCAGCGUUUGGAAUCCAGGGCACCGAAAAAGCCUAUCAUGGUCCUUCUCACGGCGUGCAAGACCCUUCCCCUCAUCCCUGGACACCUUCAGCCAAUAGCACGGGCAUGACUGCAUCGGCUGUUCCUCAGCAGCAGCGAAUCUUUUCGGGACCACCUCCCGCUCUAGAUGGAAGAUUUGCAGGCGAACAUCCCUAUAUGGGUGGCAUUGGCCCUGGUUUACGGCGAUCCGUUUCACAGAUGAACCGCGCCCCCGCCUACUUCCAACCAGUGCCGUCGACAUGGGCAGCAUUUAACAACGCAGUCACAAACAACGUCGGUGCCAAAGCUCCUCUGAGUCCUACCUUCAAUGCCUACCAGCAAGUUGAACUCAUUCCCAUACCACAAUACCAGCCGCAUCCUAUUGGCACUCCUCUUUCACCUACGGCUGCCGAAUUCACUUCUAGUAGCGCAGGCCCCAAUCCUUGGCCAGCAACAUCUACUGGACGGGCCUCCUCGCCAACCUAUGUUAUACCGAUGGAGCCACUCAAUUAUCGGCGCUUGCUUGACAAGAACGUUUCCUGUGACUGGAAGUACAUUGUGGGUAAAAUCGUCAGUAACAGCGACCAGCAGGCUUCCAUAUUCCUCCAGCAAAAACUCAAGGUGGGGACUGUGGAGCAAAAGUACGAUAUCAUUGAGGCCAUUGUGAGCCAGGCUUAUCCUCUGAUGGUCAAUCGUUUCGGAAAUUUCCUAGUCCAGCGCUGCUUUGAGCAUGGAACUCCAGAACAGGUUAUUGCAAUCGCCAAUUCCAUCAAAGGUAAUACUCUGAGCCUUAGUAUGGACGCUUUUGGUUGCCAUGUCAUCCAGAAAGCGUUCGACUGUGUACCCGAAGAGCACAAAGCCAUGAUGGUUCAUGAAUUGCUGCGACGCAUUCCAGAGACUGUCAUCCAUCGCUACGCUUGCCACGUUUGGCAGAAGCUUUUUGAACUAAGAUGGAAUAACGAACCUCCUCAAAUCAUGAUCAAGGUCAACGAAGCACUUCGUGGAAUGUGGCAUGAGGUCGCGUUAGGAGAAACCGGAAGCUUGGUGGUUCAGAAUAUCUUUGAGAAUUGUGUUGAAGAUGAAAAGCGUCCCGCCAUCGAGGAGGUCCUGGCAAAUAUCGACCUUCUCUCUCAUGGCCAGUUCGGAAAUUGGUGCAUUCAGCACAUUUGCGAACAUGGUGCUCUCCGUGACAAGAAUCGUGCAAUCGAACACAUACUUCUAUGGUGUGCAGACUAUAGCAUGGACCAGUUUGCUUCGAAAGUCGUCGAAAAGUGCUUGAAGAUUGGAGGGCCGGAGUUUCUAGAUCGUUAUCUCGCGCGUGUUUGCACUGGACGAGCAGAUCGCCCUCGUAUGCCUCUCAUCGACAUUGCUGGUGAUCAGUAUGGUAACUACCUAAUCCAGUGGAUCCUAGUCAAUGCUGCACCCCAUCAGCGUGAGUUGGUGGCAACCCAUAUUAGGAAGCACAUGGUUUCUCUGCGUGGCUCAAAGUUCGGUUCUCGAGUUGCCAUGUUGUGCUGCAACCCUUCUCUCGCAACUCGACCUGGCCCCGGUGCAGGCGCCCAGGUGAAUCGAUUUGCAGCAGCAAAUGAUGAUCGCUUGCAGGCUGCAGGUAACUCUGGUAGCCGAUUCGGCCGUGGCAAUCACUGGGCCCAGAACUAUCCACCUUUUCGCUAA
Molecule: messenger RNA, 2538 nt
Organism: Talaromyces marneffei
Lineage: Eukaryota; Fungi; Ascomycota; Eurotiomycetes; Eurotiales; Trichocomaceae
Exons: 7
Coding region: 1-2538 (845 amino acids)
Biological process (GO): post-transcriptional regulation of gene expression
Cellular component (GO): cytoplasm
Molecular function (GO): mRNA 3'-UTR binding
Source: RefSeq, a predicted model, not a curated record